AUGUGUUCUGCCAAAGGAAAUAGGAGUGUCACCGUUUAUAUCACGUCGUACGACUUCUUCUUGGCUGUUGUCGUCAAUGUUGGUCUUUACAUUCCAUCCACCUGUUAUUGGGGUUGUUCCAACUACAGAAGGUGGGGUGGGUUUGAUUCUCUUGGAGUUUUUGGUGGCCUUACCAACAGAUCUGCAGUGUAUGGUUGGCUUUGGGAUGGGUCUUCUGACAAACCUCUUGACUCCAGCAUGGGGAGUGAAGUUUAUGUGAAGGUUGUGAAGUUUCAGACGCCUGAUGUUGUGACAGUGUGCAAAGGUGGUAACUGGAAAGUAUCGGAAUUGAGAGAGCGCGAGGGUUGUGAGGUUUGGUGA
Messenger RNA from Laccaria bicolor S238N-H82, 360 nucleotides. RefSeq lists its product as uncharacterized. Lineage: Eukaryota; Fungi; Basidiomycota; Agaricomycetes; Agaricales; Hydnangiaceae. The transcript is spliced from 6 exons. Bases 1 to 360 code for a protein of 119 amino acids. The record is from RefSeq and is a predicted model, not a curated record.